AUGCCUCAGAACGAGUAUAUCGAGCGCUGGACGAAGCAGCACGGUAAGCGUCUGGAUCACGAUGAGCGUGUCCGCAAGCGCGAAGCCCGUGAGGCGCACAAGCAGUCCAAGGAUGCACAGAAUCUCCGCGGUCUGAGGGCCAAGCUGUACCAGCAGAAGCGCCAUGCAGAGAAGAUCCAGAUGCGGAAGCGCAUCAAGGCACAAGAGGAGAAGAACGUCAAGUCCUCUGCGCCCAGCGAGCCCUCCAAGACGCCAUUGCCCCAGUAUCUGCUCGACCGUUCGCAGGCUACGAAUGCCAAGGCCUUGUCCAGUGCUAUCAAGGAUAAGCGGGCGGAGAAGGCGGCCAAGUUUGCUGUGCCCUUGCCCAAGGUCAAGGGUAUCAGUGAGGAGGAGAUGUUCAAGGUUGUCAAUACCGGAAAGAAGACUCACAAGAAGUCAUGGAAGCGGAUGAUCACGAAGCCGACGUUUGUUGGAAACGACUUCACCCGGAGACCUGUCAAAUAUGAACGUUUCAUUCGUCCUAUGGGUCUGCGUUACAAGAAGGCCAAUGUCACACACCCUGAAAUGGCCGUCACCGUACAGCUACCCAUUCUCUCCGUCAAGAAGAACCCUCAGAACCCUCUUUACACGCAACUCGGUGUCCUUACCAAGGGAACGAUUAUCGAGGUCAACGUGUCCGAACUCGGUAUCGUCACAGCAGGAGGAAAGGUCGCCUGGGGUAAAUAUGCCCAGGUUACCAACACUCCCGAGAACGACGGCUGCGUCAAUGCUGUCCUUCUCGUUUAA
This is a messenger RNA of Aspergillus calidoustus, 786 nucleotides long. The record is from the annotation of a GenBank genome assembly. NCBI's taxonomy places the organism in Eukaryota, Fungi, Ascomycota, Eurotiomycetes, Eurotiales, Aspergillaceae.